GGAGUACACAGUCGCAGCUGACCGUUGCUUAGGGGCCACUUUCUCCUCUUCUAUCUGGAUAGAAAACAGAGGGACAACCUCAGUUAUUUUACACAGAGCCUGUCUGACUGUCUACAAUUUCUUUUUUUGGAAACUCUACCACUCUGUUUCCACUUGGACCCCGCUUUCCCCUUCCAGACGAUUGAAUUCCUUCGGGUUUCAGCGUAAUUGUUUGAGCAAGUACCCAGCAGCGCGGGUAGAACGGGCAGCGGCCGCAGCAUGGAGCCGUACACGGUCCCGGGAGCUCCGCUCUCCCUGUCCGGAGUGGAGCCGUACACGGUCCCGGGAGCUCUGCUCUCCCUGUCCGACCUUUACUCAGUUAUCCCCUUCAACGUCACGUUCCCGGACGAGGAGAACGGCUUGAUGGGCGAGCGGCUGCAGAACUACACCGGGCUGAGCGCCGGGAGUCUGAUCAUACCCAUAUCCAUCACGGCUCUCUACUCCGUCAUUUGCGUGGUGGGACUUCUGGGCAACGUCCUCGUCAUGUACGGGGUGGUCAGAUACACCAAGAUGAAGACAGCCACAAACAUUUACAUUUUCAACUUGGCUCUUGCCGACGCCUUGGCCACCAGCACGCUGCCCUUCCAGAGCGCCAAGUACCUCAUGAAGACCUGGCCAUUUGGGGAAGUCCUGUGCAAGCUCAUAAUUGCCAUUGACUACUACAACAUGUUCACGAGCAUCUUCACCCUCACCAUGAUGAGCGUGGACCGCUACAUCGCCGUGUGCCACCCAGUCAGGGCACUGGGGUUUCGGACGCCAGUCAAGGCUAAGUUGAUCAACGUGCUCAUCUGGGUCCUGUCCUCUGCGAUUGGAGUGCCCAUUAUGGUCUUGGCUGUUACCAAAGUGGCAGAUAAUGGUAGAAUCAUGUGCACGCUGAAAUUCCCUGACCCUGACUGGUACUGGGACACUGUGACAAAGAUCUGCGUCUUCAUCUUUGCCUUCGUGGUUCCUGUGAUGGUCAUCACCAUAUGUUACGGCCUGAUGAUCCUGCGCCUAAAGAGCGUUCGUCUCCUCUCAGGCUCCAAGGAGAAAGACCGCAACAUGCGCCGCAUCACCCGCAUGGUGCUGGUGGUGGUGGCGGCCUUCAUCAUCUGCUGGACCCCCAUCCACAUCUUCAUCAUCGUGAAGACCAUGGUGGAGAUUGACAACAGAAACCCCUUCGUCAUAGCCAGCUGGCACCUGUGCAUCGCCUUGGGCUACACCAACAGCAGCCUCAACCCUGUCCUCUACGCAUUUUUGGAUGAAAAUUUUAAGCGGUGCUUCAGGGAUUUCUGCCUUCCCUGUCGGACCCACGUGGAGCAGCACAGUCUGACCACAGGCCGCAACACCGCCAGGGAGCCUGUGUCUGUCUGCGCUCCAACAGGAGCGGUGAAGAAGCCGGCAUGACUAGGCAUGGAGUGGGUCCCCCAUAGCUCUCGCUCGAGGAGGAUCCAGCAAGAUCUGCAAUCAGAGAUAACCCAGAUCUCCACAACAGAGUUUUAAGAGAUCUUAAAGAGUAAAAGCUGGUCUCAAGGAAAUGAGUUGUGUCGCUUAUUCUCAACAAUUUGGCUGACUGGACAUUUAAAAGGAAUAGCUAAAUAUAAUUGAAAAAGAGUUACACUCUGAUCUUACUGUUGUAGUUAAGUACAAUGGAAUCUUUUUUCUAAUAAAGGCAGUGACAGAUAGGGUGAUAGCCCAAAGAGUAUAUCCAAAUGUUGAAGCAAGAUUAUUAAACAGAACAUCCCCAGCUCAUGAUUUAUCUGCCCAAAAAGGACCUGAGUACAAGAGUAAAGGACUUUUUGAUGAUUUAAAUUGGACAAAGAAACACCUGCAGGUUUCUAUCUUGUCAAGCAAAGAAUGCAUUGUUCAGACACCAUCCAUCAGAGAGCAUUGUAAAAAAAAAAAAAACAGACUGUCAGGGUGAAUAAUGUGCAACAAAGACAGGAGUUUAAACAAUCCAAAUUCAGUCAUCUCUUCUAAGCAACACCAAUCCAUUUAAGGAAAGAAAACAUGUUGGUAAUAAAAAUUAUUUAUUAAGAGGACACAUUUUUAUUUGCAUCUUUAACAUCAACACAAAACAACUGAGCCUUACAGAGCAGAACCACACACUGAUACCCACCGACAGCUGGAUGAUGAAUAACUGCAUAGUUUGUUGGACCACAAGGCCAACCACUCUCUACAUGGAGAAGUAAGGAUCUCGUUUGGUUUUCUGUGUCACAAAAAUAGACACUUGUUCUCGAUUUUUCCCUUUACACUCCGUCACCAUCAACUGUGUUGAAGGAAAAAUUGGGCGCUUAAUGUUCUAUGGAUUUGAAAAUGUCUGUCAUACAGGACAUGAAAUCCUAAUCAAGCCCAGUUUGUGGAGUUUUGUGCUCAGAUGGAAAAAUCCAGAAUGGCACCAACCACAGCUUGGAGUUUUCUAGACAUCUUUCCUGCUCACCUACUUGACUUUCAUGAGUGGUGUCAAGCCUGCAGGAAGCCUCUGAGCAGAAUAACAAAACAAUGGCAAAGCUGGCUCUGAAGAACAUUGUUGGAAGCCACAACACUUGCCUCGUUGGUUCACUCAACACCACCGCUUAGAGGAGAUUAUUGAUCUGCAUUUUUAGUCAUAUGUCAUCUGUCACAUGUAUAAUCUGUGGCAAAUAGGACAUAUUGAACGGUAAUUUAUUCCGGGUAAUUUAUUUACUCCAACAGAUCCCGACACCAAUCAAUGGAUGGCGUGAAGUUAAUGAUAAUUUCAAUUUAGCGUACCAGAUUAGGUAUGUCAGAGGCAAUAAUGAAAAGUUGAUCAGAAUUUGCUCUCAUUGGCGAAAUAUUUUGAAGGCGAAAUAUGUGUUGACAUAUAAAUAUGUCAAAAUAUGCCAUAGUUUUGAUAAUUGUUAAAAUGUUAAGUUAAUGUUGUAAAUGUGGAACAGAUGAAACACAGCCGAACUGAAUAUAAAUCAACGAAGAUGAGGGUAAAGCCCCCUUGAGGCAUUUGGGAUAUUGGGCUAUAUGAAUAAAAUUGACUUGACAAUGAAAGGGACAAAGUCAAUGAAUGUGAAUUUGUAGAUAAUAUAAAGCUUUUGCAUUUUAACAAAUGUGGCUUCAGCCACAGUUAAAAUGACUUUGAGAUGCAUUUGUGAUUAUGUGUGCUUUCUUUACAAUUUUCAAUCUUAAAAGGACAAUUCCGGCGCAAAAUGAACCUAGAGGUUAAUAACACAUGGGUACCGAGUCGACCGUUCUCUGGGAUAUGUUUUCAUGCUAAUCGAAUGUGACCAGUUAGAGCGCGAACCACUAAUUAGCUUGUAACACUAAUGGUUGGGGCACUGGUAAAGUAAAAAGAAAUAACUAUUUCUAUACCACUAACGAGGCUCAAAAUAGCACCACACUUCCACGGUAGCAUAAUGAGGGUCCCUAC
Molecule: messenger RNA, 3418 nt
Organism: Perca fluviatilis (European perch)
Lineage: Eukaryota; Metazoa; Chordata; Actinopteri; Perciformes; Percidae
Gene: oprd1a
Product: opioid receptor, delta 1a
Exons: 3
Coding region: 259-1425 (388 amino acids)
Biological process (GO): G protein-coupled opioid receptor signaling pathway; neuropeptide signaling pathway
Cellular component (GO): membrane; neuron projection
Molecular function (GO): neuropeptide binding; G protein-coupled enkephalin receptor activity
Source: RefSeq, a predicted model, not a curated record